This is a messenger RNA of Carica papaya (papaya), 393 nucleotides long. Lineage: Eukaryota; Viridiplantae; Streptophyta; Magnoliopsida; Brassicales; Caricaceae. The record is from RefSeq and is a predicted model, not a curated record.
AUGCCAUUCAAGAUAUGUUAUCUCACUCUUGAAGGCCUUGGUCUUACUAUAAUGGUGGUUCUUGGCCAAACUCUGCUAUGGCAGCUUACUGUUGUAGCCAUAAAGAUGAAAAGACCAGAAAUCGCUGCAAGAGCUAUUGAAGUUGCUGAAAAACGCAUAUUAAGAGACAAAUGGCUUGAAUACUUUGACACAAAAAGAGGAAGGUUCAUCAGAAAACAAGCACAGUUAUUCCAAACAUGGUUAAUUAUUGGAUACCUUGUGGUUAAGCUUCUACUUGUAGACCCAAGUGCAGCCAAAAUUUUUAUAACUAAAGAGGAUUCUAAGCUUGUCAAUGCCUUCUCUUGCAUGAUAAGUGUUAACCCCAAGAGAAAGUGUUGUCGGAAGAACUCCUGA